Messenger RNA from Lineus longissimus, 974 nucleotides. RefSeq names its product heme-binding protein 2-like. NCBI's taxonomy places the organism in Eukaryota, Metazoa, Nemertea, Pilidiophora, Heteronemertea, Lineidae. The transcript is spliced from 4 exons. The record is from RefSeq and is a predicted model, not a curated record. Gene Ontology annotation, molecular function: heme binding. The coding region runs from base 48 to 692 and encodes 214 amino acids.
AAUAAUACCUUUGAUACAUUUUGCGGCCGAAAGAUAUUAUUGCAAUAAUGAAGGGAGUUGGCGUGAUUGUUUUGCUUGUAGCAGCCAUGGUUGGCGCAGAGGCAGCCGCGGUCAACACCACCACCAGUAAGCCAUCGCCCGAACCAAAACCACCUGCCUUCUGCCGCGGUUUGAACUGCCCCAAGUUUACUGUCGUGAAGGCAGAAAAGGAAUACGAAGUCAGAAAGUACGAGGCUUCUUACUGGACGAGCACGGACAUGUACGAGAUGAGCAUUGAUGAUGCGACCAGAAUUGGCUUCGGGAGACUCUUCAGAUACAUCAGCGGAAACAACGCCAACAAGGAAAAGAUUGCCAUGACGUGCCCAGUCCUGACUAAGGUCACCCCCGGCCAAGGUCCCGCCUGCGAGAGCAACUUCACGGAAAGCUUCAUGGUUCCCUUCUCGCAUCAACCCAAGGCGCCUGCGCCAUCAGACAAGGACGUCUACCUCAGUUCCAUGCCGGAGAUGACAGUCUACGUCAAAUGCUUCGGAGGAUACGCCAAAGAAGCCGAAUGGAUCGAAAUGGCCGCAGCCCUCGCCACGGCCAUCGGGGAUACCAGCGUAUUCGACAACACCCACUACUUUACGGCCGGGUACGACAGCCCCUAUCAACCUUUCAAAAGACACAACGAGGUCUGGUUCGUCGGAAAAUAAAAGACAUUAGAAGACAAAAUCACUGCCAUAGUUUGCAUCAUGCACUCGAUAAAUAUUGUAUACACCAUAAGCUAUCGGAAAAAAUGUGAGGUUGCAAUCAAAUAUGGCGCAAUUUGUUACGUAAGCGUUAAACGUAGAUGUGCUAGGCGUCUCUAGUAGGUGGAGUGCCCUGAACUGCAAACCGAGCGACGUGGAGAGGAAGAUGCACAUUCUAAUCGGCAGUGACUUAAACGAUUUGGUACCAAACCUAAAUUGUUUGUACAUAUAUCUGUUCAUAAUGUA